Nematolebias whitei (Rio pearlfish) is the source of this 460-nucleotide messenger RNA. Its product is annotated as transmembrane protein 88-like. Bases 1 to 351 code for a protein of 116 amino acids. The transcript has a single exon. Gene Ontology annotation, molecular function: PDZ domain binding. Gene Ontology annotation, cellular component: plasma membrane. Lineage: Eukaryota; Metazoa; Chordata; Actinopteri; Cyprinodontiformes; Rivulidae. The record is from RefSeq and is a predicted model, not a curated record.
AUGGUUCGUUACCAAAUUUAUCACAUCUUUAGCUUCACCGCCGUCUUCCUCCUCUCAUCUCUGCAGGUCCGUCCACACGGUUCCACCCCUUACUGCUCGGACCUGCUCACCGACGGAGGCUGCGUGGCUUUGCUGGUGGUGGGUUUCCUCCUGGUCACCCCUCUGCUGGUCCUCGCCCUGGCUGCGUACUGCCGCCUGGCCCGGCACCUCCAGCUGGGCCUGUGCUUCAUCCCAUAUAGCCGGGCCGUGUACAAGAACCUGCCAGCCACCCAGCAUCGCGGCCUGGGCACCGGCUGCUGCGGUGGGAGAAAUGGAGGCGACAUUAGCGGGAAGGGGAAGGUCUGGGUGUGAGAGGGAGGAAGGAUUGAGGAAAGAACAGAGAAAACAGGAGCAUUUGUUAAAACACGUAAAAGGGAAGAAAACAAUGAGGAGUGGAACAGAAUGAGUACUAAUCCCAGUC